Messenger RNA from Fonsecaea erecta, 1206 nucleotides. RefSeq lists its product as hypothetical. The record is from RefSeq and is a predicted model, not a curated record. The coding region runs from base 1 to 1206 and encodes 401 amino acids. The transcript is spliced from 2 exons. NCBI's taxonomy places the organism in Eukaryota, Fungi, Ascomycota, Eurotiomycetes, Chaetothyriales, Herpotrichiellaceae.
AUGCAAUAUUUGUCCGUCGCCCUGCCGCUGGCUGCCUUGGCCAGCGGCGUCCUCGCCAAUCCUGUGCACGGUGGUUGUGUCAACAACGCCUGCUUGGCUGCUGUGACUGGCCGAGCUGCCUUGGGAGAUGGUGCGCUCCGAGCUUCUCACUGCGCUAGCUUCCUGGCCACGACCGUGACCCCGAUCGUCACUGUCACCGAGACCAUCACUGGCAACGGACACGACAACUGGAAGCGCGCCACCGUUGCGCUCUGCCCCAACGAGGUCCCCAACUACGCCAGCGCUUGCGACGAGGCCGCCUAUACCAGCGCCUGCUCGUGCUUUGGCUACACUGAUGUGAAGACAACCACUGUUGCCGCGACCACCACCACCAAGACUAUCUGGGUCAAGCCUACCGGUGGUGCUGGCUCCAGCUGCACCGUCGCCACCUCGACCUUGACCAGCACGGUCACUGGUACCACCACCGUCGUCAGCGGCAGCACUUGCCCAGUGGCCACGUCUUCGACCGUUACUGAGACCACGACCAAGGUCAUUCCGACUUACAGCUCGUGCCCUGCCGGAACUACGACCACCGUGACCACCGGAGCCCCUGUUACCGCUACGACCGUCACCGUGACCAGCGCUGCGCCUGCCACUGCCACCACGGUCACAGUCACCGUCAGUGGUCCCUCGGGCACUUCCUCGGGCACUCCUUCGUCUUGCGUUGUUGACGAUGCUUUGGCCACGACCCUGGUCAACAACUUCAUGAUCUUGCUCGAGUUCACCUCGUACAAUGGUACUCAAGGCCCCCCCGGCCGUGGCUACCAGCAGAACGUCUCCGACGCCACUUUGGCCGACGACUUCAGCGACAUUUCGGACUCGAUCAACUUCAUGGCCGGCUUCCCGCUUGGCUCCGUCACCUUCCCCAGCAAGACCGCUUUCGACAUUGGCCAGGGUGUUAACCAGCCUGAGGUUACUGUGAAUGCUCUCAACAUCUGGCACGACUGCAACACCAUCACCUGGAGAUGGAGAAUCACCUCGACCCGCUUCCCCGUCAACGGUAUCAACCACAUGAUCAUCAACAGCGAAGGCAAGAUUCAGAAGAAUUAUGCUGAAUUCGACAAUGGUGCCUGGCUCCAGUCUUUCGGCCUGCAGUGCGCCACGAACCCACCCACCGUCGCGAGCUCAGCUGCCCUUAGGGCCCGUGCUCUAGGCCUCGGUAUGUAA